Arctia plantaginis is the source of this 1377-nucleotide messenger RNA. The record is from the annotation of a GenBank genome assembly. NCBI's taxonomy places the organism in Eukaryota, Metazoa, Arthropoda, Insecta, Lepidoptera, Erebidae.
AUGGCAGAUAAAUUAACCUUAGACAGACAUGCUAUGAAAGACCGGUCUACGUCCCAUCUGCGAAUUUACGUUGGCUCCCUACCUGAUAGCGCUACUGUGGACGAUAUUUACGAGCACUUUAUACAAUUCGGAGAAAUUAAUGGGAUUGUCAUCAACAGAAACUUUGGAUUUGUACAAUUUGCUGAAGAGUCGAGUGCACGCGAAGCUAUUGCUAAAGGAAACCGAAGCUCUUUCCAAGGAAACCAAAUUAUUGUAAAAACUGCUCAGACAAAUUCUGAUAAAAGUUUUUCUAGCAGACACACAGAAGGGGGGAAUGUUGCACCUACUUUGCCCCCUGCAGGGGCAAUCAAUGAUAACAAGUUACAAAAUGAAGAAGGUGCAGAGGAUCCCUAUGAUAAAUUUGGCAACUAUAUUGCAGAUCAAAGUUAUGGAGAGGAAGAGCAUGAAGAGGGUUACACAGGACAUUGGCCAGAGGGGGGACGAGGAAGUAUGCGUGGUCGUGGUGCACCCAGAGCGCGAGGCCGUGGUAGUAGGGGACGUGGUGGUCCACCAGGAUUUAGAGACCGAUCACCACUUGGUAGAGUAGGCGGUGAGUGGUCGGAGCGUGGUGGCUACGACCGAUAUUCACAACAAGUGCAAGAAUAUCCCAGGGCAUUGCCAGUCACAGAGAGAAAUGACUGUGAAAUUAUUGUGGUCUCAAAGAGCCUCACAGAGUAUGCAGAAUAUAUAGAAGGGCGUUUGAAACGGCUAGGGAUUGUUGUAGAUCUCCUAUUUCCAAUGGAAGAUGUACCCAUUGGCAAAGUCCUCGGCAACAUCGCAUCUCGUGGUUGUCUUUACGGGAUUUUAGUCAUGCCACAAAACCAAGAGAAUAGAUCUAUGACGCUUACAAUACUGCAUGGAUUGCCUCAAGAACACCGCAACAUGCCGAUAGAGGACGCGCUGCAGCUGCUGUCGCGCAACUUCCAGGAAGUGCAGCGCGGCGGCCCUUCGGGGCGCGAGGCCGUGUACGCGCUGCUCGGCCAGCUCGCCGACGGACGCACGCUCACCGUCAUGCAGUACGACAAAGUCAUUGAGUACUUACAGGAAAGAAAAGAACAGCAAGUCAAAAUAGAAUUAGGCGAGCCCCUUACCCCUGCGACUAAAGACAAAACACAAGUAGACCUCCAGCAACGGAUUCUGAGCAUUCUGAACGAGAAGAAGUCGCUGAGUAGCGCCGAGCCGGCGCCCGCGCCCGUCGCCGCACCUCCCCCCGCGCCCCUCGCACCCCUCGCGCCCCUCGCGCCCUCCGCCCCCUCGCAACCCACGGCACAGAGCAAACUGCUCAAUGACCCUACCGUUAGGAAAGCACUAGAUUCAAUAUUGCAAAAGUUUACGUAA